AUGAUCCAAGCCUACUCCAAGACACCCAAUUCCCGAGAAUCACUCUAUCUCUUCUGCCGCAUGCUUGCACUUGACCCGUCCUUGGCACUGGCAGUGAAACCUGACAAAUACACCUUCACCUUUGUGAUUACUGCCUGUUCCCGUCUUCCAACGCUGGUGGGUUACGGUGAAAACGUUCAUGGGAUGGUCAUAAAGAAUGGUUACGAAUCCGAUAUCUUUGUGGGGAAUUCGCUAGUAAGCAUGUAUUCCAUGUAUGCGAAGAUGGUGGACGCACAGAGGCUUUUCAAUGAAAUGCCUCAGCGAGACGUGGUCACUUGGACUAGUCUUGUUUGUGGGUACGCCAAGUCCGGGGGGUUGGUUAAAGCUCGCGAGUUGUUUGAUGAGAUGCCGGAGCGGAACGAUGUUUCUUGGGCUGUUAUAAUUGCAGGUUAUGUUGGUAGUGGAAGAUACAAUGAUGCACUUCAACACUUCCAUGGUAUGUUAUGUCAUGAUAAGGUGAAGCCCAACGAAGCAGUUCUUGUCUGUGUGUUAUCGGCUUGUGCUCAUCUUGGGGCCUUAGACCAAGGGAAGUGGGUUCAUGUUUAUAUAGACAAGAAUGGAGUUCCAGAGAGUUCAAACAUUUCCACUGCUCUCAUUGAUAUGUAUUCAAAAUGUGGGGGGAUAGAUUAUGCCCGCCGAAUUUUUUACGAGACAACUAAAAAGGAUGCUCUCACAUGGACUAGCAUGAUUUCGGGGUUGUCGAUGCAUGGUCUGGGUAAGGAUGCUCUACAGGUUUUCGCCCAAAUGCUAGCAGAAGGGGUUAAGCCAGAUAGCAUCACUGUCCUUGGGGUAUUAAAUGGUUGCAGCCAUUCGGGUCUGGUAGAGGAUGGUUGUUGUAUCUUCUAUAACAUGCAAAACUUAUGGGGGAUUGAGCAAAAAAUUGAGCACUAUGGGUCUCUAGUAGACCUUCUUGGUCGUGCUGGACAAUUGGAAAGGGCAUUUGAAGUUGUCAAGAGCAUGAGGAUGGAACCUGAUGUCGUUGUAUGGAGGGCCUUGCUUAGUGCCUGUAGAAUCCACGGCAAUGUUGGCCUGGCGCAGAAAAUCAUAAAUCACAUUGCCCAAUUGGAUCCCAGUCAUGGUGGAGGUUAUGUGUUACUAUCGAAUUUGUAUGCAUCUCUGGGUCAAUGGGACAAGGUAGUUGGAAUGAGGACCUCAAUGGGUGAGAGAGAGGUUGAAUCCAGUCCUGGUUGUAGCUGGAUUGAGGUUGAUGGUUAUAUUCAUGAAUUCCUUGCUGCUGACCGGUUGCAUCCUCAGCUUGUGGAGAUACAUAAGAAACUGAGUGAGGUACUGAAAAGAAUAAGUAUCGAGGGAUACUAUGUUCCUAAUACAAAGCAAGUUCUGUUUGAUUUAAGUGAGGAGGAUAAAGAGCAGGCAGUGUCUUGGCACAGUGAGAAGUUAGCAGUGGCUUUUGGGCUGCUUAAUAGUGUGGAGGGGACUCCCAUUCGAAUAGUAAAGAAUCUAAGGAUAUGUGAAGAUUGUCACUCUGCUAUGAAGGCCAUUUCAAAUGUUUUUUGUAGAGAAAUUGUUGUCCGAGAUCGUUCUCGUUUCCACACCUUUAAAAAUGGUGAAUGUUCAUGUAUGGAUUAUUGGUAG
Nelumbo nucifera (sacred lotus) is the source of this 1632-nucleotide messenger RNA. The record is from RefSeq and is a predicted model, not a curated record. NCBI's taxonomy places the organism in Eukaryota, Viridiplantae, Streptophyta, Magnoliopsida, Proteales, Nelumbonaceae.